AUGAGCGAAUUAGCUGUUGCCGAAGCAGUUGGGAUCAAAAAUAUCAUUGGCGCUCAUUCAAAUGGUUGUCUCCUCGAAGGAACUGCACUUGCCAUCGGUCUACCACUAUUUCCCAGCUAUAUACCAGGUUCACAACUAGUCUGGAACAGUUUCUCCUAUUCAGAAAUUCUUCUUUUAGCAUCUCUUGGGGUCAGUGACGACUCUUCUACCUUUUCGACGCGAGUUACUAAUGUUCUAUUUGCAUUUCUAUCUUGGUAUCAGCAGAGGGUAUUGUGUGCCGCAGCAGAGAAAGUGAUGAUACAAAAGCUUGGUCCGCAAAUCACUCCAGUUUGGGAAACUAUGUCCAAUAUGACUUGGGUUCUUAGCAAUUCGGAACCACUUCUAGACUUCCCCAAACCCACAUUGAACAAAAUUGUCGAAAUCGGGGGUAUUGGUGUCUCGGAGGCGCAACCUCUCAAUCGCGAGUGGAGUGAUGUGCUUGAUCUGAGACCAGCAACGAUUUUGAUAUCUUUCGGUACUGUGGCACCAAGUGUCUAUAUGCCAGACGGGAUGAAGGGAUCCAUUAUCAACGUUAUCACGUCAUAUCCCAAUGUCACAUUCAUCUGGAAAUAUGAGCAGCCCGAUGAUCCACUCUUUGCGGCUGACGAUCGUCUAUCGCUUUUCACCACACAUGGUGGUUCUGGCAGCAUGCUGGAAGCAGCUACUUACGGGAAACCGUUAAUUCUUGUUCCUCUGUUUGGCGAUCAAACAAGAAAUGCCAAACUUGUAAUUAAAUAUGGUUUUGGCAUACUGUUGGAGAAAGCACUUUUGAUGGAGAGUAAUGUGCUACGUGAGGCAAUUCACAAGAUCUUCGAUGAAAAAAGGUAUCGCAACGCAGCACUCAGAAUGCGCAGGAUGUUGUCGCAACGCGUGAUGAACCCCAAAGAAAAGCUCGUGAGAACAAUUCAGCUGGCUGCUGAGUUUGGAACUAUACCCGAACAACUUGUAGCAGGAAGGAACUUGAGCUUUGUUGUCUAUUAUAAUAUUGAUUUGAUAUUACUUGCACUCUUGCUUCUAGCUAUAAGUGUUUUUGUAAUUUCCUACUUUAUAUUAUAUAUUUAUAGAUAUUUUAUGUCAGACUUUAAAGCUAAGUUACAGUGAUA
Molecule: messenger RNA, 1142 nt
Organism: Strongylus vulgaris
Lineage: Eukaryota; Metazoa; Nematoda; Chromadorea; Rhabditida; Strongylidae
Source: the annotation of a GenBank genome assembly